AUUAUAUAUUCAUCUCCUGAAUCUCUUUUGUUGUAAUUAAAUACAUUUGAUUUGAUUUAUAUUUCGAGAUUCUUCCUAAAAUGCCUCCAAAGCCACGAAUUAACGUUCAAAACUUUCCACGUCCACCACUCCUCGAGAAAACACCUCGCCAUCUCAUAGUAAAAUACCGAGGACAAACCAUCGCCGAAACAAAUAAUGCAUAUUGGGUUUUAGAAACAUAUCAUUCACCCAGUUAACACCCCUUUCUAUACAACACUUCAUCAAUAUCCUUCUCCUCUCUCAACCCAUAACCUAACAUAACCACAGCAUAUUACCUUCCCGCCUCAUCCCUAUCCCCAAAUUUCAAUUUGACCCCAACUACCAAAUCCACCUUUUGUGAAUACAAAGGUUGGGCCACAUAUUACUCGAUUUCAUUACCCUCUCCAUUUCAUCCUCUUCCUGUAGCUUGUUCCUUUUCGGAUCAACCUGCUGCAACCGAACCGAGGGAGCAUGUAAUAUCCAACAGAAUAUGGUCGUACGAAUCUCCCACCCCUCAAUAUGAGGCGUUGAAAGGUCAUUUAAGUUUUUAUGCUGGGCCAUGGGAUUGUUUUGUGGAUGGAGAGAAAGUUAUUCCGCAACCGGGGGAUUUUUAUGGUGGGUGGACCACGAGUGAGUUGGAUGGCAUUAUUAAGGGGAGCGCGGAGACGAGGUGGAUGUGAGAUAUUGAUGUGGUAGUGUAGUUUAAGUUGAUAGAUAAUGUUGCUAGGGUACUCAUUUAAAUGUAUGAGUAGUUGUGAUAUAAUGAACUCUAUCUAGGGUGGAAGGUUUU
Messenger RNA from Sclerotinia trifoliorum, 808 nucleotides. The record is from the annotation of a GenBank genome assembly. NCBI's taxonomy places the organism in Eukaryota, Fungi, Ascomycota, Leotiomycetes, Helotiales, Sclerotiniaceae.